CAGAUAUGUUUAACAUACUUAUUUACAGAGCAUUUAUAGACUCAAGCAAGUUGCUAUUUCCAGUCUUCCAUCUGUCACUUUUGCACAAAAGAUUGCAAGUAAACCGACUCGUUUUGUUUUACUUUUCUCAACACAUCGAAGCAAUGAGUUCAACAGACGCUACAAUAAAUUCAUCAUUUCUCGAGAAGCCAUCAUUCGUAUUCGACAUAAAGAAGAUGAAUGUGCGAGGAAAAAGUUUUAUUAAGCGAACCAGAAAGGGAAAUAUAGCUAAAGUUACAAAAGAGCACUAUUUAAGAGAUGAUAUUCCAUGUCUCUCUCCACUGUGUACGACUUGUCCACACAAGGAAGUAAAGUUAUUAAGCAACUCUGCAGAGUUUUACCUCAUACCAGAUACUAAUAUUGUUCUUCACCAGCUUGAUUUAUUGGAAAGUGAUGUGGUGACCGAUGUGAUAUUGUUACAGACUGUAUUACAAGAGACAAGGAACCGAAAUAUGUCCGUUUAUGAGAGGUUGAAAAAGCUGCUAAAUGACCAAAGUCGAUCUUUCGUCUCCUUCUCCAACGAGCACCAUAAGGAAACCUUCAUUGAGAGACAAAAAGACGAGACUUCCAAUGACUACAAUGACAGAUCUAUACGAGUCGCCGCAAGAUGGUAUACGACACAUUUGAACAGGAGGAAACGAGUUGUUUUGUUAACAAAUGAUAAGAAUAAUGCAAAAGGUGCAAGAGGAGAAGGAGUAGAAGCUCUAUCAGUCGAAGAGUUUGUGACUUUGUAUGAGAGCAGGCAUCCACAUAUUCGUGAAUUGGUUGCAGCGAAUACUGCAGAUUCGAGUGAAGAACAAGAAGAUGAUCGCAAACGCAAAUUUUUAUAUGAUGAAUACUGGAAUACCCAACAAAUACAAAAUGCUUUAAAUGCCAAUAGAGUUGUGGAAGGUGUAUUUCACGCCAAUUCUUAUAAUUGUAUGGAAGGAAAAGUACUCUACUCCGGAAAGAGUCAGCAACAAUCUGCGAAAACCAUUCUCGUUUCUGGUAUUAAGAAUAUCAAUCGAGCCAUUGAUGGAGAUGUUGUCUUUGUAGAACUUCUUCCAGAGGAAAUGUGGUGUACUCCGUCAACUGAAGUAAAGGAAGAUAUAGAAGAAGCCAUUGAAGAAGCGGAAACCUCAAAGCCACCAUCUACCGUUAUUCAAAACAUCAAUGUUCGCAAGGAAGUUACUGGAAGAGUUGUAGCUAUCAAGCGUCGCAAUUGGAGACCCUAUUGUGGUUCCUUACAAGCAAAAGGGUCGUCUCAUUUAACUUUGUUUAUUCCUGUAAUAAUUAGCAUUCUUCAUAUCUCAAUUAUUUGUGUUAAUAUUUUGCUCAAGGUGGAUAAACGCAUUCCGAAGAUAAGAAUCCAUUCAAGACGAGUUUCUGAUUUGACUGAUAAACGGAUUGUCGUUUCUAUUGACUCAUGGGAAAGAAAUUCCAUGUUUCCAUCUGGUCAUGUCAUUGAAGAAUUAGGAGUUGAGGGUGACAUAGAAACCGAAACCAAGGUUUUGUUGCAUGAGAAUUCGAUCAUUACUAGAGCUUUUCCGAAAGCAGUUUUGGAAUGUUUACCAGCCGAUGACUUGCAAUUUUCGCCAGAUAUGCUUAAGAACCGAAAAGAUUUACAAAGUUUAUGCAUAUUUAGUAUCGAUCCUCCAGGAUGUACUGAUAUUGAUGACGCCCUUAGUAUUCAACUGGAUGAGAAUCACAACUAUAUGGUUGGAGUUCAUAUAGCAGACGUGACCAGUUUUAUUUCUCGAGACACUGCAUUGGAUAAAGAAGCAGCAGAUCGUUCUACUACUGUCUAUUUGGCAGACAGAAGAAUUGAAAUGUUGCCUCCUCGACUUUCGUCUGAUCUUUGUAGCUUGAAAGAAAACGAAACUAGAUUGGCUUUCUCUGCAUUUAUAACAAUAGACCAUGAAGGAAAUGUUCUACAUUAUGACUUUGCACGUACCAUCAUUCGUUCUCGAAAAGCCUUUACCUAUGCUGAAGCCCAAGAUUAUCUCAAUCAAGCCAGAAAGAAGGAAACCAAAGAGUGUACAGAAAUAGAACUUUCUCUUUUGCGUCUAAUGGAUAUUGCACAGAAACUUCGAAAGCGACGUUUUGAAAAUGGUGCUCUUCGUUUAUCAUCUCCUGAAGUUCGGUUUGAAACCGAUCAAGAAGGAGACGAAAUCACAAAUGUCUCCGUUUAUGAGACUCAUGAAACCAAUGAAUUGGUGGAGGAAUAUAUGUUAUUGACCAAUGUUGUUGUUGCUCAACGUAUCUCAAAAUCAUUUCCUAGUUGUGCUCUACUCAGAAGACAUCCCAUUCCCAACAAGGAAAUGUUUGAACCUUUGUUGAAAAUUGCAGCUGCCUUGAGUGUAGAGAUAGAUGUGUCCUCGAACAAACAGCUUUCACGUUCUUUGGAGAAAAUUCAAGAAAAGUUCGACGAAGAGAACGACCCUUUCAAGGCAACGUUGUUUCGAAUCAGUACCACUCGAUGUAUGACUCAAGCUUUGUAUUUUUCUGCUGGAGAAGCAUCGCAAGAAGAAUAUUUUCAUUAUGGAUUGGCAUCAACUAUUUAUACACAUUUUACUUCACCUAUACGAAGAUAUGCAGAUAUCAUUGUGCAUCGAAUGCUUAGUGGUAGUAUUGGUUAUACUUCAUUUCCAGAUAGUCUGUUGAACUCAAAGGCUAUUCAGAAGAUUGCAGAUCACUUGAAUGAAAGACAUCGUGCUGCCCAAAAGGCGGCGAGAGACUCCGUUGCUUUGCAUACUUUGCGACUAUUCCGAGGUGAACAAAGGGAAGAAGAAGGAAGAGUGUUCCGUCUUCUUACCAACGGUAUUGUAGUUAUGUUGCCAAGAUAUGGAUUAGAAGGAUUGGUGCGCUUUGAAAAGAAUUCUUCCGCUACCUUAUUCGAUGAAGAUAAGCAGCUUUUAAUCACACCUAAAGGAACUAGACUAAAAAUAUUCGACAGAGUAAGAGUUUCCAUUCAAUUAGAUGCACAAGUCAAUCCGGCAGGUCAACUUGUGAUUCAUUUGAUAGAGUAAAAAUAUAUUUAAACAUUUCGAU
Galdieria sulphuraria is the source of this 3069-nucleotide messenger RNA. RefSeq names its product exoribonuclease R. Gene Ontology annotation, molecular function: RNA binding; 3'-5'-RNA exonuclease activity; endonuclease activity. Gene Ontology annotation, biological process: rRNA catabolic process. The transcript has 18 exons. Gene Ontology annotation, cellular component: nuclear exosome (RNase complex); cytoplasmic exosome (RNase complex). NCBI's taxonomy places the organism in Eukaryota, Rhodophyta, Bangiophyceae, Galdieriales, Galdieriaceae. The coding region runs from base 6 to 3047 and encodes 1013 amino acids. The record is from RefSeq and is a predicted model, not a curated record.